UAUAGAGCAAUAAGGGAACGCUGCUGGAUGCUGGAUCCCCGUGUUUACCAUCGUGCCCGAUUGGGAUACCUUUAGGAUACAGUGGAUCCAAGCAGGAGUUGGCAGCUUGGAGUUGAUUCUCUUUAUACCCCUUGUGCUAGAAUAAACCAGGAGUGAAGACUGUCCCUCUCAGGGGUGCUGCCCGGAGAUCCUUCUGAGCACCUUCACUUUUUUUUUAUACCAGACUCUGUGUCACCUCCGCCCCAGAUCGCGGAAGAUUUGUCACCGUAUAAUUGUCAUAAACGCUGCAGCUUUUUGCACGUCGUGUUUCGGGGUGUUGGAUCAUCGGAUCGGGGAGACCCAUCACCAUGGCGUUCAGCAGGGACUCUCUUUGGAAGUACAGCUUGGGCUUUUGGAUCCUGUUGAUCAGGACUGCUAUUUCCAGAUCCAUAGUGUUAGAACCUAUAUACUGGAAUUCCUCCAACCCCAAAUUUCUACCUGGACAAGGGCUUGUACUAUACCCUCAAAUAGGAGAUAAACUGGACAUUAUUUGCCCCAAAGUGGACUCCAAAUCGGGUGCCCAGUACGAAUAUUACAAAGUGUAUCUGGUGGAUAAAGAACAAGCAGAUAGCUGUACUAUAAAAGACAGGACACCCUUGCUGAACUGUGCAAAGCCUGAUCAAGAUGUGAAAUUUACCAUCAAGUUUCAAGAGUUCAGCCCAAAUCUCUGGGGACUGGAAUUCCAAAGGAAGAAAGACUAUUACAUCAUAUCUACAUCCAAUGGAUCAGUAGAAGGUCUGAAUAAUCAAGAAGGUGGUGUUUGUGUAACAAAAGCCAUGAAGAUCCUCAUGAAAGUUGGGCAAGAUCCUGACUCUGACUCCGAUAAGGAUGCUUUGCCAACAAAACGUCCAGAUCACGACUCUGGUGCGAAUGGAAAGAGCUCAACCACCAGUCCAUUUGUCAAUGGUCCCUCAGGUUCUAGCACAGAUGGCAAAAAUGCUGGACAUUCGAGUAUUUUGGGAUCAGAGGUGGCCUUAUUUUCAGGGAUUGCUUCAGGAUGUAUCAUCUUCAUCGUCAUCAUAAUUACUCUGGUGGUGCUGCUGUUGAAGUAUAGAAGACGGCAUAGGAAGCAUUCUCCACAACACACAACCACUUUGUCACUUAGUACAUUAGCCACACCAAAGCGCGGUGGCAACAAUAAUGGUUCAGAGCCGAGUGACAUUAUCAUCCCUCUAAGGACUGCUGACAGCGUUUUCUGCCCACAUUAUGAGAAAGUCAGUGGAGAUUAUGGACAUCCUGUGUACAUUGUUCAAGAGAUGCCACCUCAGAGUCCAGCAAAUAUUUACUACAAAGUCUGAGGAAAUCGUUGGUACCUUUUUGACAUGUUGAGGACUAAAGGUCCAUUUCUUUCUGAUGGGGUUUCUUGGUGACUCCUUAUGCAUCAAAGUGGACUUGCAUAGGGAAAAUGCACAUACGAAAACCUCUCUUCAGAGAGAGCCUCCUUGGAUAGCUAAUGGAAUCUGAUGGUUCCUGUAUCUAGGAACGAGCUGGAAGACUUUAUAUAAUAUGCCCAUUCUGAUGGCUAUACCAUGGUCAUGUUCACCCUCCUUAAAGCCAUGAGCUCCAGACAUUCAAACAUAUACACAAAGCCAGGUUACCAUGGAGUGAUUCAAGGACCUAAAUCAACUGUAGGCAAUUUAAGGAUGCUUUAGGAUAUUUAUCUUGAAAUGCAAUCUGUUCACUUGAUAUCUCAGCUUUCUCAGUGCAUACUGGAUUGGUCACAGAGGCCCGUGCUUCUGUGACUAAAACAAAUAGUUUUCUUGUUAGUCAAUCACUGAUUCAUUUUGAUCUGUUGUGUUCGUUGCCUGAAACCCUUGCAUUGGAUUCCCUUUCACGUCACCUCCUUUAUCACAAAUGGAACAUUAAUCUUUGCAACCUCUUGCUCUAUCCAUUUCUUCUUGCAAUCACACUUGAAUGGGUAAUAUAUUAUGGGAAUAGUAAUUGCUAAUACAGAGCCUUCCAGCAAGAAGCUAGAAUGUCAGCCAGGCCAGGAGUCCAUAGGAUGUAAGCACUCCAUGCAGUUAAAAAAAAUAGCUGGAAUUAAGCUUAAGAUUACAUGACAAGGGCUGUAGAGCACUUUGGUAUCUCUAGACAAGAUACAACCAGUGACGCAAUCUGCAACUGGAGCAAUUUGCAAGAUAGAACACCAGUGUUCACAGGUCGGACUCUGUAGUACCUUCACUACAGCUGAAGAAGGUAUUGUUGGACAUAGGAAUAAGCAGGUAGAGAAGGACAAUAGUAAGUUGUCAAUGAUGUUGAGGAGAGCUGGCAAUAAAAAGAAGUUCUAAGAAACUCCUAGUCUGUUGUGUUUGAUUUUUUUUUAACAGGCUCAGGUGCUAUAGUGUCCAUAUUAUUUCUCAGACUGGGAGCGCUUUCAAGAAAAAAGCAGAAAGCCAAAUGUGACCUAGAGGUCCAAGAACCAAUGGUCAAAGAUGAACAGCUGUUAAUUUCAUUUUUUCCCAGACGAGAGAUAUUUUUGUUAUUAGUUUAUUUUUUAUAGAGCCAUGAUUCAAAGCCUACGCAUACCUAUAUAUAAUAAAAUAUUUGGACACCUUUGCUUUUUAGUAAUGCAGUUCCAGAGGAGUGCAUCUUUAGUAUUUCAGUGGCAGACAUAGCAAUUUACUGGUGCUCUGUUUUAAAGAAAAGCACAUAUUGGAAUAAUUUUACAGUUCAUAGGGAUAACAUAAGUUAUUAGUAUGGGAGAGCAGGAAAUAAAAAAAAAAACGAAUAAAAAAUAUUUAAUAGGUGUAUAGCACACAGGGGAUAUAUAGUAAAAAAGAGAUUUUACUAAUAUAUAAUUUAAGAUUGCACAGCCUGCCCCACUGGAAGAUGUGAAAUCUAUUUGCAACAGUUAAAUAGGUAGAACUGUUGGCAUAACACAGAGCAGAAUUAGACGGUGCUUCUGGGGAAGAAAAAAAAAACUAUUCCAAAAAUAACAAUAAUAGGAAGAAAUGCAAAAAUAACAAAUCUCUCUAAAGGCGCCUCGCACAAGACCAGACUAGGAAGUUAAAACCCCAAAAAAGCAGGAAAUCACUGUUACGGCAUCAUGUAUUAAACAAGAGGAUUCUGUCAAUUGUUUCUUGCGUUACGAUUUCCUUUUGCCUUAAUGCAACAAUAUUAUGAGAAUUCAGCAGGUUACAGAGCGCAAUAUCUAUCCUUUCUCUCUCUCUCUCUCUCUUCUUCUUCUUCUCUCUCUCUUGCCACUUUCUUCUCCGACAUUUAUGUGCUAUGCAAAACAGAUAUCAUCAUCACAGUCCUGUUUCUAUGGUAACGCUUUGCUCUCUGAAUUGGAAAGAGAAAAAAAAAAAUUACAACAACAUUUUAAGGUUCUUGAGUCUCUAAAGAGCACCUGCGAAUAUGAACUGUCACGGAAGGAGUGCUCUCUAUUUUCUUGAACCUAUAAAUGCUAUCAGAAAGAGAGCAUUGCUGUACGGUCAUUUAUGACAGGACUUAGGGCUAGCCUUCUUUAGCACGUGCAAUGCCUAUUCUGGCAUUUUAUUUGUGAAAAUCCACAUUAUUUUGUGUGUGAUAUCUAUUUUUUUUUAUUUGUAAUCCCUACUCGGAAUCAAGAAACAUGAUUUGAAAAGGUUAGCCCAAAGUGUGCCGUGGGGUUUUUACAACAAGCCUCUGAACUAUGGAAAGAGAGUAGCAUUUUUUUUAUUUUUAUAGUUUUUUUUUUAUUAUUGUUGUUUAGCAGUGUGAUUUUGUUUUAAGCUGUGAAAUCAAAUCCAUUGAUAAAAAAAGCAACCUUCAACAGUGUCAAACCCUUUUCUUUUUUUUUUUUUGUGUCUGUUAUUGUGUCUGAUGCCGAAUGACAAUCUUUAAAAUGUUCCCAUUUAUUUAGAAGCUGGUUCAGGUUUUGGAACCUUUCUGUAAAUGCCUUGCUUGUGAGAUCGUCUGAUCCUUAGUCACCUGACUUAAGAAUUUGCACCAUUAUGUCAAAGUGAAGAUGCUGUAAAUAUAUUGAGAACUGUGUCUGGAUUUGGGGUGUGUCCGUAGCCUUAUUCAGCUUUUUAAAUAUUAAUAUAGAGAAAGAAAUUACACUUGGGGAAAAAAAAGAGACAAAAUGGAUUUUCUUAACCAGAUUGUGUAUAUAGAGCAAUGUUGGAUUUUUUUACAAAGUCUAAGCAAAAUGUUUUGUAUAAAAUUGAAUUUUUGCAAUGUAUUUAGCUACCGCUUGUCUAAAGGCAGUGUCAUUUCCCUUUGCACUGUAACGAGGAAGAAAAGGUUAAAAAGGUUGCCAAAUUGCUGCAUAUAUGUGCCGUAAUUGUGUACCAUGAAUAUUUAUUUAAAAUAAUUUUUUGUCCAAUUUUGUAAGUAACACAGUAUUAUGCUUGAGUUUAUAAAUAUUUGUUUCAUUUUUUUUUUAAAUAGCCUUUUCCUAGGUUUACAAUUUUUGCUUUAGUUUCACAUUGUAUUUAGUCCCCCUUCCUGUUCCCUCCCAGACAACAAUGCUCUGAAAUUUCACAUUCCACCUCUGUUUCAAACUGAAUUUGUUCUUAAAAAAAUAAAAUAUUUUUUCCUAUGGAA
Spea bombifrons (plains spadefoot toad) is the source of this 4569-nucleotide messenger RNA. It is a transcript of the gene EFNB2, whose product is annotated as ephrin B2. The transcript is spliced from 5 exons. Bases 348 to 1337 code for a protein of 329 amino acids. The record is from RefSeq and is a predicted model, not a curated record. Gene Ontology annotation, molecular function: ephrin receptor binding. Gene Ontology annotation, cellular component: plasma membrane. Gene Ontology annotation, biological process: blood vessel morphogenesis; ephrin receptor signaling pathway; axon guidance. Lineage: Eukaryota; Metazoa; Chordata; Amphibia; Anura; Pelobatidae.